Ambispora leptoticha is the source of this 1623-nucleotide messenger RNA. Lineage: Eukaryota; Fungi; Glomeromycota; Glomeromycetes; Archaeosporales; Ambisporaceae. The record is from the annotation of a GenBank genome assembly.
AUGUCGAUUGGCUCGAAUAUCGAACGUGCGCCUAAAAAUAUUGUUUUUUGUUCAAUGUUUGGAGGCCGAAGUCAUGUAAAACCUGUUCUUGAAAUUGGCACAUUGCUGAUGAAAAGGAGUUAUAAUUUUACAAUAGUGGCACCAAAUGCGCGAAAAACCGUAGAAAACGAAUACCCACAAAUUCCACUUUACGAUCUUGAUCCUGUGAUGAAAGAGCACAGUUCUGAAUCACGAAAACUUUAUCAAGAAGAAUGUAAUAUCAGCCAUUUGCGAAUUCUCGCGCGACAAAUAGAAGCACAUUACUCUCACGUUUUUAACAAUCUAAAGCGUGUAUCUUUAGAAAAAAAUGCAGAUUUAUUGAUUUGUGAUGUUGGCGAAGAACCUUGUGUUGAUGUUGCGUGGACGUUAAAGAUCCCGGUAGUAAUCUUCAAUAACGGAGCAUUGGGCUUAGUUUCAAAAGCACCUUACAAAUCCGACCCAAUGUUUGGAUGCCACGUUACAUUGGAAGGCAAAUCUUUUCUUGAGAGAUUUCGAUGUGUUAUCAUUCAACAUCCACAAGUCGCGUUUUAUUGGUAUCAAUCAUCUCUGAAAUAUUUUAAUCAAGAACGUAUUUCGGUUGGAGUUGAACCUGUCUCAUAUCCUACAGAAAGAACUCGAAACUCUCUUUUUUUGGCUAAUACUUUUUUUGGUUUUGAGAUUGCAGAAACAUUACCGCCACUUUAUCAGGAGAUUGGACCUAUAAUGUAUGAUUCGUAUCCUCAAUUAACAACAUCCCUCGAAUCUUUUAUCAAUUCACAUGAACGAAUAAUAUAUAUUGCAUUCGGAGAUCGUUUCUAUACAACACCUGAGAAUAAUGGAAAAAUACUGAAAUCUGUUAUGGAGCUCCUCGCCGCAAAAAAACUCGAUGGCGUAAUCUGGGCAUUAACUCAAACAUUAAGGACAGAUUUUCCAUCAACAAUCAAUCUUCAAAGUGGCAUUUCAAUAAACACCACAGCGAUUCUGACUAACUCGAAUUCACAUAUUAAAAUUCUCGAUUGGGUCCCACAGUUCGCCGUUUUGAAUCAUACAAACGUUAAAAUAUUUCUCACUCAUGGCGGUUCAGAAAGCAUCUUUGAAGCGUUAUACACCGCUACGCCGAUGUUGAUUUUACCAUUGUACCUGGAUCAAAAUGGAAAUGCCGAAAAAUUGACGAUGCAAGGUUGUGCAUUGACUGUUUCCAAACAAGCAUUAGACGAAAAAGAUUUAUUCGUAAAGGUUACGAGGCUACUGACCGACCAGUCAAUAGCACAAAAUUUAAAAAGGAUGCAAGUAUUCGCUAGAGUUAAUUGUUUGAGAAAGUAUCGUGCCGCUGAUUUGAUAGAGCUGGUUAUGCAUACCGCAAAACAUGUUGAAGGGGCUGGCAAUAUACCGAUUGUUAGUGAGUGGCAGACUGCUGAUGCAAGAAUUGGUGUUUGGUAUGCAGAAAAUUGGGAUGUCUGGAUUUUCGCGUCGAUUUUGUUUUUGCUGGCCGUGAUGAUUGCAGGAUGGUUUGGAAUUAAAAUAUUCAAGUUGUCUAAUAAAUUAAUCAUAAGAUGUUGGUUUUCGAUAAUUACAGAGAGGAGCACAAAGGAUAAAAUUCAGUGA